GCUGCUGACGUCACUGCAGCGCGAGCAGUACCAGUUCGGCGAGGCGGGCAGAGACCUGUCGGCCAUGGCGCCCUGCAAACUUUAAAAAAAGUAUUUACGACAGUCAGGCGAAGAAUGCGGCUGAUCAGAAAUCCAUCAUGGCGGCCGCAGGGGCUGGAUCUGGUUUCUCCUUCGUCAGAAGCCUUUCCGGACUAUUUCGUUCAAGGUUGGCCGCUCCACCCCAGCGGCUCUCGUGGCUCCACACCGGCUCUUCGCUGAGCUCAAAGAGCUGGGAGAGGAAGAACCUGAAGGUGUUUCCACCCCAGCAGCCAGAGGAGCCCCGCAGACCAGCCGAGAUCCACCACUGCAGGAGGCAGAUCAAAUACAGCAAAGACAAGAUGUGGUACCUGGCUAAAAUGAUCCGCGGCAUGAGCAUCGAUGAGGCCGUCGCCCAGCUGGAGUUCAACGACAAGAAAGGAGCCAAAAUCAUGAAAGAGGUCCUCCUUGAAGCUCAGGAGAUGGCCGUGAAGACUCACAAUGUGGAGUACAAGUCCAACCUGCAUGUGGCAGAGUCCUUCUCCAGCAAAGGGAAGUACCUGAAGCGGAUCCGCUACCACGGACGGGGCAUGUUCGGCAUCAUGGACAGAGUUUACUGCCACUACUUUGUAAAACUGGUGGAAGGGCCGCCGCCCAGAACGGAGCAGAAGACGGGCUUGGACCAGGCCAAGGAGUACGUUCAGAUGCUGAAGGAUCGGACCGUCAUCCACAGCCUGUAGAUCUUUUCAAAUGUUGUAGCGUUGUGUCUUAUCUGUAAAUAAACUGCAGCGGAAAACAA
Oryzias latipes (Japanese medaka) is the source of this 814-nucleotide messenger RNA. RefSeq names its product mitochondrial ribosomal protein L22 (gene mrpl22). Gene Ontology annotation, biological process: translation. Gene Ontology annotation, cellular component: ribosome; mitochondrial large ribosomal subunit. Lineage: Eukaryota; Metazoa; Chordata; Actinopteri; Beloniformes; Adrianichthyidae. The record is from RefSeq and is a predicted model, not a curated record. Gene Ontology annotation, molecular function: structural constituent of ribosome.